Molecule: messenger RNA, 1341 nt
Organism: Zygosaccharomyces rouxii
Lineage: Eukaryota; Fungi; Ascomycota; Saccharomycetes; Saccharomycetales; Saccharomycetaceae
Exons: 1
Coding region: 1-1341 (446 amino acids)
Source: RefSeq, a predicted model, not a curated record
AUGUACUUCAAACCACAACUUGUGCUCGCUCUUUUGGCUCUAACCCAGGCCAGAGAAACUACCAUUUUGGCGCCAAAUGCUGCUCCAUCUGCUAGUGGUGCUAGCGUCGCAGCUCCAUCUUUCCCAGGUGCCGCUAACAAUUCUGUGCCAGCUGCUGGCGGUGGUGCAAAUGGUACGUCCUUGUCACCAAAUGGUACGUCUUUUUCACCAAAUGGUACCAAUGCAUCUCCUGGUUAUGCCAAUAAUACCGCACCAAGCAGCAGCGUUGCCGCUGGUCCAGCUGGCUCUAAUCCACUGAAUGCAGUUGGUGCUGGUGGUUCUGGUACUGGCUCUCAAGGUUCUGGAUCUGGUGGUAGCCCUGGCGGUGGCUCUGGUGGUGGCUCUGGUGGUGGCUCUGGUGCAGAAUCCUCACCAGCUGCUCAAUCUGGAGCCGGUUCGGGCUCUCAAGGUUCUAGCGGUUCUGGUUCCAGUUCUCACUCCUCUGCUGAGGGUGCUAACUCUCAAUCCGAAUCAUCUUCAUCUUCUGGUGGCGGUUCUUCCGUGGCUCAAGCUGGUUCUCAGGGUACUGAUGAAGAUGGUAACCAAUCUUCAUCCCAAUCCGAGACUAACUCUGGUCCUGGUGGCUCUUCGUCUGAUUCUGAUUCUAGCUCUGAACCUGCAUCCUCGGCCUCUCCAUCUUCUAGUUCGGGUGGAUCAACUGGUUCCUCUGCUGCUCCUCCAUCUGCUGCCUCUUCUGCCGCUCCUAUUGGUUCUGCCCCAGCUAGUGGUUCUUCCGCUCCAAACCCAUCUGGUGCUCAUCCAACCAUUGCGGUUGCAUCCCCAUCGGCAUCUCAAGGUGGCUUCAGCAACAACACCGCUCCUUCUUCCCCUGCUGCAGCUGUUGCAUCUCCAUCUUUGAAUGGUACUAAUGCUGCUCCUGCCGCUAGUGUUCCUGCCGCUAGUGCUCCUGCCGCUAGUGCUCCUGCCGCUAGUGCUCCUGCUAACAACGCUACUGCACCAACUGAUGCUUCUCCCGCUCCGGCAGAUGACUCUUCUGCUCCAGCCGCUUCUGCCCCAGCCGCUAGUGCACCAGCUAACAACGCUACUGUCCCAACUGGUGUUUCUUCUGCUCCAGCAGACGCCUCUUCUGCUCCAGCCGAUGCUUCUGCUGCUCCAACCGAUGCUGCUUCUGCUCCAGCCGCUAGUGCACCUGCUGCUUCUGCUGCACCUUCUGCUGUGCCAUCUCAAGCAGCUCCAGGUAACUCUACAGGUUCAAACAGUGGUCUAUUGCGUCGUUCUCUAUUGAAGAGAGCUGAAACUGCUAUAAAGGCUGACCAAUUCAACUUGACCGGUGUCAAUUAA